This is a messenger RNA of Spinacia oleracea (spinach), 843 nucleotides long. RefSeq lists its product as uncharacterized. The record is from RefSeq and is a predicted model, not a curated record. The transcript has a single exon. Lineage: Eukaryota; Viridiplantae; Streptophyta; Magnoliopsida; Caryophyllales; Amaranthaceae. The coding region runs from base 1 to 843 and encodes 280 amino acids.
AUGGGACUCUUUCGUGAAGCAUUAGAUGACUGCAGGCUCCAGGACCUGGGUGUUUUUGGGAAGCCUUUUACCUGGUGGAACAAACAAGCAGACGAGUUUGCGGUUUUUGAGAGACUAGAUAGGGGUGUCGCGUCUCUGGAAUGGAUGGAGCUAAUGCCCCAUAUUGGCGUAUCACAUAUGGUAAGUGACAAGUCAGACCACGUGCCGAUUAAUGUCACGUAUAUGCCAAAUAGUGGAGAGAGGAGAAAAAGAAAGAAGGUGUCCAGAUUCGAGGAUAUGUGGCUCACCUCACCCGAAUGUGAGAAGGUCGUAAGAGACGCCUGGACAAAUGCCACGGGUCUGUGGAACGCCAACGAUGUUCUGGAAAAAAUAAAAGUGUGUGGGAAAACAUUACAGGGGUGGGACGCCAGGGAGUUCGGUAAUAUAACGAACAAGAUAAGCAAAGCCAGGAAAAAGAUGGCAGUGAUAGAUGGGUGUGCACCAAGCCCAGAGAUGGUCCAAGAGAGAAAGGAAGUUUGCGAGGAGAUUGACAAGCUUUUAAUGCUGGAAGAGUCGAUGUGGAGGCAGAGAUCGAGGGUGGCAAAUAUGAAACAAGGAGACCAAAACACUAAGUACUUCCAUAUGAAAGCAACUGGAAGGCGUAAAAGAAAUACCAUCAAGGGAGUCCGAAGGGAGAAUGGGGAGUGGGUUCGAGGGCACGAGGAGAUAACAGACGCUGUAAUAGAGUACUUCACGAAGCUCUUCACCUCCAUCUCACCGCACUCAAUGGAGCUGGCUAUGCAGGGCCUCGAAAGGAGGGUAACAGACGAGAUGAAUGUGACCUUAUCAAAACCUUUCGAUUAG